GCGAGCGGUUCGUAAAAAAGAUGAAUGAAACGCGAAGGAUACUCGAAGUGAUCCUUAUCCUUAUUCUUGUGAUAUCGGGUUGUGAUGGCAAUGGGGGAGACAUCCCCCUGCGAUGCGACGAGUAUGAUUCCAUGGGAUUUAUGGACGUGAACGAGGCCUUUUGCACGGUCACCGGAUUCACGGUCACCCACAGCCAGAAUGUCGUGAUCAAGAACAUACCACCCGGAAAUAUGGUCAAGUUCAUGAAGUUCUACGAAUCAACGCUACUCUAUAUGCCCUUCCAUCUGUUCGAAACAUUCCCAUACCUAAAGACCCUGGAUGUCUCGAAUACGAAUAUUUUGGAGCUUACGAGGAAUGCAUUUAGUGCUGCCAGUAAUCUCACGUAUCUGAACCUGGCCUACAACAAUCUGACUUCUAUCCAGACAUCUGUGUUCAUUGGUGCCAAUGUCCUAAUGCGUCUGGAUCUGUCCUACAACGAGAUAUCCUCGCUAAGUGUGAAUGCCUUCUGUGGCCUGCAUACCAUUAGCCAGAUUUUUCUAACCGGCAAUCUGUUGAAGGAGCUGCACAACGACAUCUUCAAGGAUAACGAGUACCUGGAGAAGGUGUCCUUCGAGGGAAAUCUACUGACCAGCAUUCAACCGGAAGUCUUUCGCAAUAUGCGGCGCAUCAAGGAGGUUAAUCUGUCCAAUAAUCGCCUGGUUUUUAUCCAUCCGGACACUUUUGCCGAUGCGGCGAGCUUGGAAAAUCUGGUCUUGUCCUACAAUGAGUUGAAGAACUUUCUGCUGACAGAGAAGAACAUUGUGCAUCAGCUGCACUUGGAUAAUAAUUAUCUGACAAAUUUAACCAUUAACGCAACUCGAUUCGUUCGCGCCAGUCACAACCAAAUUUCUGAGCUCUUCCUGCACCAGAGUUUGCAUAUCGAAACAUUGGACUUAAGCGCCAACAAGUUGACUAGCAUAUCAAAUAUCACAAAUAUCACACACAUGCUCUAUUUGGAUGUAUCUGGAAAUCCCAUAGGUCCUCUUAAUGUCAGCACCUUCUCGCAACUUAAGAGACUGAGGGGCUUAAAUUUGAGAGGAACCGGAAUUAGAGAGCUUAAAUUUGGAAUGUUUUCGAAGCAGAAGUACUUGGAAGAACUGGAUCUUUCCUUUAACAACCUGACCAGUCUCAAUUUGGAUAUGUUUGUGCCCUAUCUGACUAAUCUAAGAAAGUUUCUCAUCGACGGCAAUGGACUGACUGAGCUGCAGGGAAAUCACACGUUUUCCAAGGCUUUUCCUCAGCUUCAGAAAUUGGGAGUAUCGAGGAACCGCUUCAACUGCUCCUACCUGCAUCACCUGCUCAUCCCACCAUCGCUCGCCGAGUCCGUGGUGCUCAAUAUUGAACCGGAAACCAAUCUAGAGGAGACCCCACACAUCCGAGACGUAUCCUGCAUCAGUCAGACCCAAGAGGCCGUUAAUGCCUCCUUUACUGCUGAGGAAUCCCGGCUAGAAUCGCAGAUCCACAUGUUAUCGAAGCAGUUGGAUAUUGUAGGAUCGCAUUCGAAGAAUCUGGAACUCCACCUGGCCUUCAUGCAGGUUUUUGCCUACGUGAUGGGCGGCCUGGUUCUGGUGGGCGUGGUGUCGCUGAUAAUACUCCGAUAUCUAAAGAAUCAUCGAUCUGGUCGAUAUGAUCGCAGCAGCAUUGUCUUCCGCUCUAAUGCCACAAUGGAAGCUAAUCUCACCCUGGCCAGUGAAGAUCUUCAGUAGUCUCAGCGAAACCACAUGUUUUUAUUUUAUGACAAAGUGGAAAAAAUUGGCAGAGUAACAUGAAAUUCGUAAUGGUUGUUAGGAGAUUUCAUAUCGCACAAAUUUCUCCGAGCUUACUUAAAACAACUUAAAGAAGCAAGCAGAAAACUGAGCUCGUUAAAUAACGUCCUUAUGCCAAAAAUCUCUCAUUAAAACUAGUAAGAUAAAACAUUUUAUAUUCUGUUUUGGUUUUCAAAGAUCUUUGAACCACAUAUUUGUAUGCACGAAGACAAAUGCGGAAAACAGUAAGGGAAGACGAGAAUCACUUGUAGGCUUAUCUGAAGCGACCUUGCACACAUAGAUCAGACUUCCUGUAUGGCACUGAGUUCUGAUAACUGAGAGCUUUAAGACCUUGAAGUAAAAGCGUAAGAAAAUAAUAGUAAUAAAAACGUUUUUCUGCAAAUAUGUAAAUCUUUACAAAUGUAUCAUAUGUAUCCUGUAAACCCGCUUUGCCAUAUUUUUUGGUUGUACCAUAAUUCACAUUCUAAAAUAGGUAAGCACAUAUAAGUCUGUAGCCAAACUAAAGUUUGCUAAAUAAAUGUUUCUGCAUAAUAACAAAA
This is a messenger RNA of Drosophila santomea, 2344 nucleotides long. RefSeq names its product toll-like receptor 3. The transcript has a single exon. The record is from RefSeq and is a predicted model, not a curated record. Gene Ontology annotation, molecular function: protein binding. Bases 21 to 1745 code for a protein of 574 amino acids. NCBI's taxonomy places the organism in Eukaryota, Metazoa, Arthropoda, Insecta, Diptera, Drosophilidae.